GUUGCGCGUUACUCGACACCCACUUGAGAUGGCUCUUGGGUGGCACGGGCUUGUUUUGCGAGUCGUCAGCCGCGUAUCGGCAGACAGUCGGGAUCCGGUAGUAUCGCUUGUGUCGUACCGCUUUUCGUUGCACGCUUCCCAUCCUGCGGAACAAUAUCGAGAGAAUCUCUGAGGUCGAGUGCUGACUUCUCACACGUGCAAGAGACCGAGUCCGAAGGGAAAAGCGAAAAACGUGGGACGCACGGCGUUAUUGCCCGAUUAAGGAAAAACAGUGGUGCACGUCGAGUGUGCGCGUUUUUCGACGGAGAAAAAGGUAAGCGAGUGCACUACUUGCCCAAGGUGGUACGCGGUGCUGGUGGAGGGGCUGUCAGAUUUGCAGCCUUGUCUGGUCGUGCGUGUAGCGGCAGCGCUACUCGCCGAAUUAAAAUGGCGGGCCUGGUCGGCCUUACGCGCGGAGGUAACGGUCACCGACGAUGCUAAUCGCCGACGAAAGGGACACGUGAGGGUGGCCCCGUUGGCUACCGUUGUGCGUGCCGCUUCUGGAUAUUUUCCCGCGUCCGAGUGUCGCGCGUCGUUCGCUCGUGCAACAUAUUGUGUUUGUAUCACACCGAGUAUCGUCGCCGUAGGAGCAGCAGCAGCAGCUCGAGGACGCGGAGGGCCGAGAGUGAGAAAGAAAGCGAGCGAGCGAGCGAGUUCCUUUAGCACGUAAAUAAUAACGUUGCAAGUUUGUAAUACUUGUCCGAGAGAAACGGCCGCCACCGUGUGGACUGAAGCUGCGGAAAAAAAGGAGGGAAAUAAGAAGAGGGAGGGAGAAAGAGAGAAAGGGAGAAGGACAAGAAUAGAGCAAUAGGGAAAGAGCGGAAAGUUGAAAGGACGAACGCAGGACGCGGCAGAAGCCGAAGCGAAAACGCACGGACGAAAGUUAAUUCGACAAUGGACAAACAAUCACGAUGAAGUGACUACCAAGCGAGGUGUUGACUCUACACGACAACGACGACGAGUUCGAACAAGAGUGCCGUCGUCGGCAGCCGAUUGUGCCACGUUCCGGAGGACUAGUAGCCUCGAUGCCGAUGCCGACCGAAUACCACGAGAGCCACGGUAACCACGAGAACGCCAACUUCGCUCUCGGGUCCACGCAGGACGCCAGCAACAUGACGGCCAACAUGUACCGGGUGGGAGAUUACGUGUAUUUCGAAACCUCCACUUCGUCGCCAUACCAGAUCAGGAGGAUAGAAGAAUUAAAUAAGACACCAAACGGUAAUGUGGAAGCCAAAGUCAUGUGCUUCUUCAGGCGGAGGGAUUUACCUUCUACCUUAAUUAUGCUCGCAGACAAACAUCAAUUGGCAAGCGCGGAGCAGCAGAGGUCAGAAUCCCCUGCGAACACGCAGAAUCAGAAACUCGAGAACCCUGACACUGCUAAGGAAAUGACUAGUAAAGAUGGGAUCGGGCCCAAAGUGAUGAUCAAAGGGGGCGGGAAAGGGGGCUGGCUGAAGGCCCCAUUAUCGGAGGCCCAAGAGCCCCAUGGGCUGGACGAGACUGUGGGCCCAGGAGGAGUGCCGGAAUUGAGUUCUAAACAGCGUCACCAAAUGAAGCACCGGGAACUCUUCCUGUCGCGGCAAGUGGAGACCAUGCCCGCCACACAUAUUCGAGGCAAAUGCUGCGUGACGUUACUAAACGAAACCGAAUCCUUAUUGAGCUACUUAAACAAGGAGGAUUCGUUUUUUUAUUGUUUAGUAUUUGAUCCUACCCAACGGACUUUGCUCGCCGAUAGAGGUGAAAUAAGAGUGGGCAGCAGAUAUCAAGCCGACGGCAUUGCCCCGGCGGUGUUAUCGCCCGCGGAGAGGGAAACGGAUUCCCGCAGGUCGCAGGAUUUAGAGACGCUGGUGUGGACACCACGGCACAAUUUGACGGAUCGUCAGAUCGAUCAGUUCCUUGUGGUCAGUAGAUCAGUCGGGACUUUCGCGAGAGCACUCGACUGCUCGUCCUCCGUCAAGCAGCCCUCAUUACACAUGUCAGCGGCUGCGGCCUCCAGGGACAUCACUCUGUUUCAUGCGAUGGAUACUUUACACCGGCACAGCUACGACAUAGCGAAGGCCAUGUCGUCGCUGGUACCUAGCUCCGGCCCAGUAUUAUGUCGAGACGAGAUGGAAGAAUGGAGCGCGUCCGAGGCAAACCUGUUCGAGGAAGCGCUUGAGAAAUACGGGAAGGAUUUCCCCGAUAUACGAACAGACUUUUUACCGUGGAAGACGUUGAUGAACGUGAUCGAGUACUACUAUAUGUGGAAGACGACCGAUCGCUACGUUCAGCAAAAGAGAGUAAAGGCGGUUGAAGCAGAGAGCAAACUGAAACAAGUUUAUAUACCAAAUUACAACAAAGCUCCCGCGUCUACCGCCGUUCCUUCUUCUGCGACGAUCGUACCGUUGGGCAACAGCAACAAUAGUAGUAACGGAAAGCCGACCAACGUGCUGAAUGGCAAUAGCAACGGUAGCAUGCCCGGUGAAAACUCCGGGAUACUAAUGGUCGGUGUCGGCGGCAAACCAUGCGAAAGUUGUCAGAUAGUACAGAGCCCGCAAUGGUAUGCAUGGGGUCCUUCGCACAUGCAGUGCCGCCUUUGCCAAUCCUGCUGGACAUACUGGAAGAAAUACGGAGGUCUCAAGGUGCCGUCUCGAAUGGAUGACGUUGAUCUCGAGAGAAAACGCACCGGCGCCGGGUCAGACGAGGAGAGCAAAGGCAUCGGUGGCGCGCACCGACCCCACCGAUGCAACAUUCCCGGCUGCACGAAGGAAUUUAAACUCAAGGCUCAUCUGAGCCGUCACUACGCCAGUGCACACGGGCUUGACCUUCGUGGUCCCGCCGGUAGUGGCGGAGGUGGUGGUGGAUCUCCUCGGCCAGUGAUGAAGACUAGAUCCGCGUUUUACUUACGCACGUCUAUACUCGCGCGGGCCUCACGGCGUCUAUGCGCCAGCCAGCUACGCACACGUCACGCUGCACGGGCGCCCCAUCAGCCGGUGAACGCAGCGCCACUUAGACACCUUUGCACGCAACUGACGUCUAAGAGUCCGAACGAAUUACGGCUCUUGGCUCGGGCGGUACGGCCGCGUCCACGUCCCCGUGUGGCCGACAUCGCCUCGCGGCUGGGUGAUCAUCCAUCUCCGCGGCAACCCGGUGAUUGGGACUGGUUAGCUUUGACCGCACCAGGCCAGCGUAAACAACCGGAGCGAGUGUCAUUCCCUCGACCGCCUAAGGCACCUGAUGGUAGUCUACUUUAUGAGAGGGUUCCCAAUAAGCCCGAAGUAGAUAGGCUCGCGAUAACUCCGCCGCAACCACAACCCGUCAUGCCGACGCAGCAAACCAUCAUGAAGCGUACAAGACCGUUUGAUGAAGUGAAUGGUUCAGAUGGUCUCGCCUUGAGCUCAGGACUUCCCAGCGGCGGACCUCCGGCGAAAAGAGCUCAUCUUACUCAGCAAUUACAUCCAAAGCAUGCGUUGGAACACUCCACACCAGCAGUGCUUCCUCUAGCACCUCCUCUCAAUGGCAGGGCCACUCAUCCACAUCCUUUGCCGUCUCACCCGCCACUGUCGCGAAGUAACGCACGCAAACAAGUGAUUUCCUGGAUGGAUGCUCCCGAUGAUGUAUACUUUCGAGCUACUGAGCAGAUCAAAAGACUCAGAAGGACUCUCUCUUCAGCGGAGUUACGAAGAGCGGCACGUAAGCCAUGGCGUAGACUAUCAGCUCCUCUACAUCCGCCGCAUCUGCAAAGGGCAGUACGUGGCGAAGAUAUGGUCGUUAUCUUGGACUGAAUUAUUCGCGAUUCAACGGUCGCGCGAACCAACUUGUCGUCAUUGGUUCGUCCUCCCGCGAGCUACCAUGCACGCUGUUAUCGUAAUUUUAACGCCACGCCACUCCGAGAGUGAACAAGUCACACACUGGAAAGCAACGUUUGUUCUACUUUUGGAAACGAAGCUACGUCUUGUCACCGGCAGCUGCCUCGACGUCAAGAAUGGAGAAUCAUUAGAUAGGGCAGAGAGAGAG
Molecule: messenger RNA, 4032 nt
Organism: Dinoponera quadriceps
Lineage: Eukaryota; Metazoa; Arthropoda; Insecta; Hymenoptera; Formicidae
Gene: MTA1-like
Product: metastasis-associated protein MTA3
Exons: 12
Coding region: 1065-3800 (911 amino acids)
Biological process (GO): negative regulation of transcription by RNA polymerase II
Cellular component (GO): NuRD complex; nucleoplasm
Molecular function (GO): transcription corepressor activity; sequence-specific DNA binding; histone deacetylase binding
Source: RefSeq, a predicted model, not a curated record